Rosa chinensis is the source of this 2459-nucleotide messenger RNA. RefSeq names its product casein kinase 1-like protein 7. The record is from RefSeq and is a predicted model, not a curated record. The transcript is spliced from 14 exons. Gene Ontology annotation, biological process: signal transduction; endocytosis; peptidyl-serine phosphorylation. Lineage: Eukaryota; Viridiplantae; Streptophyta; Magnoliopsida; Rosales; Rosaceae. Bases 725 to 2095 code for a protein of 456 amino acids. Gene Ontology annotation, molecular function: protein serine/threonine kinase activity; ATP binding. Gene Ontology annotation, cellular component: cytoplasm; nucleus.
UUAGGCUGCAGCUCAGAAUUAGAGAAGGUAUCGCUUCACCCCUCAAUAUAGUUUUUUCCAAAUCCUUAUCUUAAUUUUUUGAUAAAGAUUCAAUCUUUUUUGGUUUAUUAGUUUUUAUUACCAAACCAAACCAUUUAAAAAAAAAAAAAAAAAAAACCAUAAACCAACCUCCUUUUCCCUUCUUCUUCUUCUUCUUCUUUAUCUCUCUCUUUCUCCACCCCCAAAUCAUUUUUCCUCCGCCCAAUUUCCCCUAUUUUCUGAAGAAACGUUUCGUCGCUUUGUUUCUCUCCGAUCCCAAUACUGAGCUUGGCCAAAGCUUCAAUCUUUAUCGGUUUCGGGGCUUGAUUCGAUGAUGGUCAAUGCGGGUCAAUGAUCUUCUGAUUAGGGUUCCAGUUCGCCGUCUGCGAUCGCCGAUUUGGGGUUCGUGGCAUUGUUGAAUAUCUAGUCAGAGGAGGCGGGUCAUUGAUUUGGAGGAUUGUGGGGUUAUUAUUGAGGAAAAAGUCGGAUUCUUUUUCCAAUUGGGGGAUUGAUUUAAUGCGUUGAUUGUGACCUUUUGGGGUGAUUAGGCCAAGUUGUUGGGAGUAAACGUAAGAUUUUUGGAGAUUUGGGGGUUAUUUGUUUGGUGGGUGUGAGGGUUAUGCACACAAUAAAGGCUUGCAUUGGGCAGAAAUCUUGGCCAUUUUGAGCUUCUGGGUUGAGCUGUGUGUUGGAAGAUUGUUGAAUCAUGGAGCAUGUGAUUGCUGGAAAGUUUAAGCUGGGGAGGAAGAUUGGGAGUGGCUCUUUCGGAGAGCUCUAUCUAGGUGUCAAUGUACAAACCGGAGAGGAGGUUGCUGUGAAACUGGAACCUGUGAAGACCAAGCAUCCCCAGCUUCACUAUGAGUCCAAAUUGUACAUGCUUCUUCAGGGAGGAACGGGAAUCCCCCACCUGAAGUGGUUUGGAGUUGAGGGUGACUACAAUGUCAUGGUUAUUGAUCUUCUGGGACCAAGUUUGGAAGAUUUGUUCAACUAUUGUAAUAGGAAGUUUACAUUGAAAACAGUUUUGAUGCUUGCAGAUCAAUUAAUUAACAGAGUCGAGUACAUGCACUCAAGAGGUUUCCUUCAUCGUGAUAUAAAACCUGACAACUUCUUAAUGGGCCUAGGGCGUAAAGCCAAUCAGGUAUAUGCUAUUGAUUAUGGCCUUGCAAAGAAGUAUAGGGAUCUCCAGACUCACAAACACAUACCAUACAGGGAGAACAAGAACCUCACAGGCACUGCCCGCUAUGCAAGUGUUAACACUCAUCUUGGAAUUGAACAAAGCAGAAGGGAUGAUCUGGAAUCACUUGGUUAUGUGCUUAUGUAUUUCCUAAGAGGAAGCCUUCCCUGGCAAGGAUUGAAGGCUGGCACAAAAAAGCAAAAAUACGACAAAAUCAGUGAAAAGAAAAUGUCAACUCCUAUAGAGGUGCUUUGCAGAUCACAUCCAUCUGAGUUUGUAUCCUACUUUCACUACUGCCGAUCAUUGCGGUUUGAAGACAAGCCGGAUUAUUCAUACCUGAAGAGGCUUUUUCGAGACUUAUUUAUUCGAGAAGGUUAUCAAUUUGACUAUGUAUUUGACUGGACCGUACUGAAGUACCCCCAGAUUGGUGGAAGCUCCAGAGGAUGGCAUUCCAGUGGAAAAGCAGGUGCAAAUGCGGGACCAUCUGGGGAAAGACCUGAAAGAGUCUCAGUUGGAAAAGAGAUUCGAGAAAGAUUCUCAGGUGCAGUUGAAGCAUUUUCGAGGAGAAAUACCACAGCUUCUAGUCCACGUCAAGAUCACUACAAGCACAGGUCUUUUGAGGAUGCAACUCCACCAUCCCGAGACACGCCCCAUGAUUCUGAAAGGGGACGCAAUUCCUCCCGAUAUAUUAGCAGUUCAAGGAAGGCUGUGGCCAGCAGUAAGCCAAGUUCCUCAGGUGAGCCCAGUGAAGGUCGCACAAGCCGACUACUCUCAAACAGUAGCCGCCCGUCUACUGGGCACCACCGAGUUCAUUCUGGGCAUGAAUCCAAGCGGCCUGUUGCUACAAGAGGGACCCGCGAUGAUCCUCUCCGUAGCUUCGAGCUCCUCUCAAUCAGGAAGUAAUGGAGUUCAAUAUCUGCCUGGUCAUGUAAUGGAUAAUCACUCGUCUAUUUGAUGAGCACCUGAGAAAGAAAACACAAAACUCGCCUUUGUACAUGGGAUAUUCCCGAUGCUCCAUCAUUACUGAUCUUCUUGCAUGUCUUAUCAGCAAUUCCAGACUUCUCCCACUUCUUGUCAAGAGUUUAAGGGCCGCUGUAACUGUGUAUUAGAAGAAACAUACAUUCUUUCUCUCCUUAGCUGUAAUAAUUACUAUGUCCUCACUAUACACCUACUUUAAGUUUGAAACCGUUUCUUUGUUAUUUGUAUGCACCUCUCUAUUUAAGAGUUUAAUCAAGAGUGCUAUAGCUUGAGCUUGGUCCGCCGGAAA